Molecule: messenger RNA, 777 nt
Organism: Blepharisma stoltei
Lineage: Eukaryota; Ciliophora; Heterotrichea; Heterotrichida; Blepharismidae
Source: the annotation of a GenBank genome assembly
AUGAAUAAAUCAAAACAAUAUGACAUUCUUCCUCGUGCAUUUCCUUCACCAAUCAGAGCUAUGACCCCAGAAAGAAUGAAUCAUUUGAGUUUUCAAGCAAUCAAGCCUAAUCAUAGCCAAUUAACCAUAAAAUCCAAGCCUACUAAUCUUGCGAAUUUUAGUAAAAGAAUUUAUCCUCUGAACAUGCACGUUGAUACAUUUUUAACUAAAAAUGAACUAAGGCAAUCCAAAGGCACACCCAUGGCUGAAAUUCCUGACUUUUUAAAUGAUUUUGUUGACAAUACCUCUCGUCUAAAAUAUGAUGCAAAAAGUCAGCUCUUUUCCCCUACUGCUUGCACAUUUUCAGCAAACAGGACACAAAGAAAAUAUCGAUUACGCUCGAAAACAGCUGACCCAAACGCAUCUCCGAGAAGAAAAAAAUUAAUUCAAAAAAAUGAAGGCUUUUUUACUCAUGAAAAAAUCCUUUUUGAAGAAAGCCGACUUUAUAAGCCAAAUAUAAUUUAUAUAAACCCAAAAUCAAAAAUUAUACUAUAUUCACAGAGUCCUAUUAAUAGUAUAGGAAAGAAUUUUAGAAGAGAUUCUAGCCCUUCUCAUGGGAGGUCAAUCACUCCAAAUAAUUUGACCACAGCAAAAGAAAAAUUGGAAACUGCAGACACUCACAUUAGGCCCUAUGAGUUUGAAAAAUUUCAAAUAGAGAAGCCUGCUAUGACAUUUGGAGAGAAAUUAGCAAGAAUAAAGGAUAUGGUAAUCGAUCCGGUUGUAAAUCAGUUUGAGUAA